Molecule: messenger RNA, 954 nt
Organism: Penicillium alfredii
Lineage: Eukaryota; Fungi; Ascomycota; Eurotiomycetes; Eurotiales; Aspergillaceae
Exons: 3
Coding region: 1-954 (317 amino acids)
Biological process (GO): DNA-templated transcription
Cellular component (GO): nucleus; RNA polymerase III complex
Source: RefSeq, a predicted model, not a curated record
AUGGAUUCCCAUGACGACGACCCGGUCGUUUCCUCCUACGACGUGUUCCUCACCGACUCGCAAAUUUCUCGAUAUGUCUUCCAAUACCUAGAUCGGCCGCAGUCCAAUCCCUACAACGACAGAGCAGGGCAGAAGCCCGUCGAGCUUCGCAUGAAGCCGCGCACUGGUCUUGUGGAGGUCGAUGUCCCCAUCAGCACCCGCGCAAAUUACGAUGUGAGCAAGGGUCUCCGGUACGGCGAGGCAAUGAAGAAGAGCCGGGCGGCUCGUGAUGGAGGCGCCUAUGGUAUGGCUGGUGGUUUUACCUCGGGGAGUGCCGCGUCUGGAGGAGGCCGUGUGAAGAUGGAGGGCAAUGGGGAUGUCGAGGUGCUGGACAACAAGAAGGUGGUGGACCCGGCUUCGCUGCUGAGGACGCAGCCGCUCGGUGGACGGAUUAAGCCUGCUGAGGAAGGGGAUCCGGUGUACAUGCUGGCUACAUUUAAAGAAGGAAACUUGCAUCUCUCUCCCGUGUCGGCGGUGGUCCAAUUACACCCACAGCUUCACCAUCUCGAUGCAGUGGACGAGAUCCCCAAGGGACGGACUUCGCGGACCAAGAAAGAUGACGAUGAACGGCCCGCGGAGAGCGAGGCACGCGCGAUCGAUGUCAAAAUCAAGGCUGCUGAAGAUGGCAAUGCGGCUAUGAUUGGUGGCAAUCUGGAUUUGCUCAAGAAGAUUCAGGAAGAGAAGUGGAAGACAUACGACUGGGUUGAUGCAGAGACCGAGGAGGCAUGGUACACGUACGAAAGCUAUAUGAUGCACCACCACCCCGAAGAAUUGCCGCAGCUGGAGUCGGCGAUCAACAGCGAGGCUUACCUGGAUGGAAUGAGUGCGCCUCGGAUUGACCCCGCAAGGCCAGAGCUGACUGGGUGGGCGAUGAAACAAAACCGACAGAAGCAACGAGAAGGCGAAGACGGGUGA